AUGCUAGAGAAGUCAAAGAACUCUAUGAUGCAAUCGCCAUUGCCGUGGUGGCUCUUCGGCACAGCAGGGUUGGUGGCAACCACGCUUACUGUUGGAGCUGCGGCACGCCUUACGCGGACUGGGGCGUCAACGCUGUACUGGAAGCCGCGUUUCAUGCACUCACCGAAGACCGAGAGCGAGUGGCACGAUGAAUUCGAUGUUUAUCGUGACUUCUGCGCUCGCUCCCAGCGCACCCCGAUGACACUCGAGGACUUCAAGCGGAACUACAAGUGGGAAUCGGCCCACCGCAAACUCGGUCAAGUGACGGCUCUCGCGUUCGUGGGGCCGCUGACGUUUUUCGCAAUGAAGGGCAAGAUUCCGACCCCAGCGCAAGCUCCAUUGGCGCUCGUUGCUGGGCUUGGAGCAACUCAAUUGUACAUCGGCCGAGAAAUGGUGGAGAAGAACGUCAAGCCUGCUGGAAAACGCAAAAGUGAUCAGCCGCCGGUGUUCGAAGGAGCCACUUUUUUCCUACCAGUUCAUUCAGCAUUAUCGCUCGCGAACUUCUCUCUUCUUGUCUGGACGGGGCUUGGGAUCGUUUCGCCCGUGUCUAGAGCGAUUUCGGUGCGAGGACUCAUGACGCCGGGUGUGCUAAAAGAGUUGGGUGAGGUUCGCAAACACUUUGUAGCGCUGACUGGCCUGGUCGCUGGUACUGUCUUCGCGGGAUCCCUGGUGGCGGAAAUCGACGGUGGUCGCGAGUUCCAAACGUUCCCCAAGAUGGGCGAUCGUUGGAUCCCGCGUGGUCUGUUCGAGCAAAAGCCGUUUCUACGCAACUUCCACGACAAUGUAGCUCUCGUGCAGCUUGACCACCGCGUGUUGGCCCUGACGACGUUUGCUGCCUACACUGCGGUGUUCGUGAAGGCACGUAAGCCCAAUAUCUGGACGAACAUCCCAGAGGACGCCAAGCGUGCCAUGAUGCUGGCAGUUGCAGCAGUUGGGGGCCAGGUGCUCAUGGGCGCGACAAUGCUGGUGAAUGAGGUGCCGACGCCGCUGGCGAUGGUCCACCAGGGCGGCGCGGCUUUGGUAUUGGGCUCGUCGUUGUGGGUGGUGCACUCGCUGCGCUUCGCUCGUCCUGGCGGCCUAAUGGGAGCUGCCGUGGCCGCCGCAGCCUCCAAGAUCACGUAG
This is a messenger RNA of Phytophthora infestans T30-4, 1161 nucleotides long. Its product is annotated as cytochrome oxidase assembly protein, putative. The record is from RefSeq and is a predicted model, not a curated record. The transcript has 5 exons. Bases 1 to 1161 code for a protein of 386 amino acids. Gene Ontology annotation, biological process: heme A biosynthetic process. Gene Ontology annotation, cellular component: mitochondrial inner membrane. NCBI's taxonomy places the organism in Eukaryota, Oomycota, Peronosporomycetes, Peronosporales, Peronosporaceae. Gene Ontology annotation, molecular function: oxidoreductase activity, acting on NAD(P)H, heme protein as acceptor.